GUCCGAUAGCGGAUACUCUCCCUAACCUAGCCGGAGUGAUCUCGGAAUCUCACAUUGGCUGAUUGAGAGAUCGAACAGAUCGCGGGCAAAAGCUGCUGGCGCAAUGAUCCGGGUGCGGUGUCUCCGCGGCGGUAGCAGAGGAGCCGAGUCCGCUCAUUUCCUAGGGAAUCUGGUCCGUCGAACUGUGGCGGGAUGGGUGCAGAAAUCUUUCCAAAGCACCCAGGCUGCCGCCGCUGCCACAGCCAGCGAGAACUCCUCUGUUGCAGAUCAUAAGGAGAAGGCUGAAGACUGUCCAGUCUGUUCCUACAAUGAGUGGGAUACUCUGGAAGAAGUGAUUGUUGGGAGGCCAGAGAAUGCAUGUGUGCCCCCUUUUACAGUGGAAGUGAAGGCAAAUACUUACGAGAAGAAUUGGCCCUUUUACCAGAAGUACGGUGGUCACAGGUUUCCAAAGGAGCAUAUGAAGAAAGCAGUUGCUGAAAUUGACGAAAUGUGUAACAUUCUCCUUGGGGAGGGAGUCAUUGUCAAGCGUCCAGAGCUCAUUGACUGGUCUGAGCAUUACAAGACACCAGAUUUUGAAUCUACAGGAAUGUAUGCUGCUAUGCCAAGAGACAUAUUACUGGUGGUUGGGAAUGAAAUCAUUGAAGCACCAAUGGCAUGGCGUGCUCGCUUUUUUGAAUAUCGAGCAUAUCGGCAUCUCAUCAAAGAUUACUUUCUACGGGGAGCAAAGUGGACAACUGCUCCCAAACCACAAAUGUCUGACAAACUCUAUGACAUGGAUUACCCCAUACACUCGGUGGAGGACAGAAACAAACUGGCCGCUGAAGGAAAGUUUGUAACCACCGAAUUUGAACCGUGCUUUGAUGCUGCUGAUUUUAUGAGAGCUGGGAGAGAUAUAUUUGUCCAAAGGAGCCAGGUGACUAAUUUGCUGGGGAUCGAGUGGAUGCGCAGACAUCUUGCACCAACUUACCGGAUUCACACACUUUCUUUCAAAGAUCCGAACCCCAUGCACAUUGAUGCAACCUUCAAUAUCAUUGGACCUGGCUUAGUGCUGGCAAAUCCAGACCGUCCCUGUCACCAGAUCGAGAUUUUCAAGAAAGCUGGUUGGACAAUCAUCUACCCACCGAGUCCUCUCAUCCCUGAUGAUCAUCCUUUGUGGAUGUCUUCCAAAUGGUUAUCCAUGAACGUUCUGAUGUUGGAUGAGAAGAGAGUGAUGGUUGAAAGGGAUGAGACGACAAUUCAAAAGAUGUUUGAGAAACUAGGAAUUGCAACAAUUAAAGUGGCCAUCCGCCAUGCGAAUUCCUUGGGUGGGGGCUUCCAUUGCUGGACAUGUGACAUCCGUCGCCAUGGCACUCUCCAAUCUUACUUUGACUGAAUAUUGAAGGGGAUCAUGUCACUAAUAAUUAAAAGGCUAAUGAAAAAUUGAUCUUUAUUUCAGGGGCCUGGAAUACAAAGAGAUGAAAAUUUUGUCUGUUAAAUGUGGUGUUCAGUUCUGGUAAAAUAGGUUUCAUAGACUAGGCUUAUACUAACUUAAUGACAGAAGAUAAACAUUAAUUAGGGUGUUUAAGAAGAUUGAAGAAAGUGAUAGAGCAGGUUGAGUAAAAUUCUGCUUGGGGAGUCUUAAACAUGUGGAUUCAACAAUUGGGGGUAAUUCCAGGAAACACUUCACUCAAGUGGGUGAGUUAUAGAAUGAGACAGCAUUGGAGGCCACUUGCUCUAUUGUGCCUGUGUCUGGUAUUUGUAAGAACAAGACAGUUCCUCACUGUCAUGCUUUUCUUCCAUAACCCUGACCAUUUUAUCAUUCAAAUAUUUAUCAAUUCCUUUUUUAGAGUUCUCGCUAAAUACAUUUCCACAUGUUGAUAGACUAUACUGAAGAACAAGAGCAAAGAACAAUACAGGACAGGAACAGGCCCUUUGGCCCUCUAAGCCUACACCGACACAUUUUGCUCUUCCAUUCUAAAUCUGUCCUCACUUACAGGAUCCGUAUCCCUCAAAAUUGUAUAUUGUACAUCACAACAACUCACUGUUAAAUUCUUCUUCCUCAUUUCGCAUCUAGUUCUUUUGCGACCUGUGUUAAAUCUAUGCUCUUGAGUUACUAAUUCUUCUGCAAUGUCUACAGUUUCACUUUGUUUACUGUAUCAAAACUCUACCUGACUUUGAACACCUCUUUCAAAUCCCCUCUUAUCCUUCUCAGCUCCGGAACACGAUAUCAGCUUCUCCAGUCUGUCCCAUCUGAAGUCUGUCAUCCCAGGACCCAUUAUAACAAUGCACUCUUCCCAAGGCCUCAAACUCUUUCCGAAAGCAUGGAAUGUGUUUUGUACUUGCUUUUGUAUUUCAUGCCUCUAUGAAUAAAGCCAAUCAUCCCGUGUGCUUAUGUCACAGCCUCUCAACUUGUCUUACUAACAUCAAAUGUGACGUUAGUACACUUUCACCCCUCACCCCCUUUCUUUAUUCCUCCACUCCCUUUAAAAAUAUGCCUUUUAAUUAUCUUGCUCUUUUACCAUCCUUCCAAUGACAACAAAUCACGUCAUUGUGUUGUUGAAAUUAACUGGUUCCUCAGAGAAGCUAGAUAUGAAGAAAUUGUUGUUGUCAAGGUUAGUAAUUGAUCUCAUUGAAUAUUGGAAUAAGCUUGAUGGCUGCAGUGGCCUCGUUACUUUCCUAUGAUAGUUCAAAUUGGGUCUGAACACAAACAUAAGCCUGUGAAUCACUUUGGUAACGCACAUGCAUGAACUAUAGGUUUUUUUUUGGGCAGUGCCUUUUUGCUUAAAGCAUCCUUUCAUCAUUUAUUCUCCCUUUAAGAGAAUGUGUUAAAAUUGCCUUUUGAUCUGCAACAGAUGACCUCUGGCUAGUUUCCAAACAUUUCCUCCUCUUCUAAUGAGAUUGGCAUUACAAAUUUCCACUGAGAAAAUAAUCAGUUGUUUCUGGGUAAUUGUGAGGCUACACCUGGUCGUCACUUUACGGAUGACAUUCUCAUGACUGGAAAUUUGGUCAGUUACUACAGUGGAUCAUUUUAUAUUUUUAUUAAAUUGACAAAUAUUAUCAAGGACCAUGUUUGUAUUUGAUGUUUGAAUUGGCAAUUGUACAAUACCGGUUUAAAUACAAAAUAUUUCUUGUCUCAAUUUGACAGCUGAAUAAGGCAAAUGGUUUGCCAACUUUUGUAAAUCUCAGUACAUACGCUGCUCAGUGCCAUCUGAUGCUGAAACCACAUCUUUUUAUGGGCAAUGACAGAACACCCUGUAUAAUUGUUGCUUCACAAUGACAUCUCUGCACUUGACUGAAGAUCCUAAAAUGAUUGCAAAUAUCUUGUGUAAUAUUCAAUUAGCCGUAUGUGGGAUUCCUCUUUGUGAAGCAAUUUUAAAAGUUAGUGAGUGUUUUGAAUAAGAGUUCGAUACUUUUUGCCUUCAACUAAUUUGUUUCCGGUCUCAAAGUGUCCCUUCUACACUUUGUUUGAAUGCUUUAGUCAGUUGAACCCUGGAACUGGUUGCCACACUGUUCCUCAAACACUGCUAGAAACUAAAAGUUCUGCAGUAAUUUUCUGUUUAGAAAUUAUUUAAAAAAUGAUUUAUUCGCAAAAUUAAAACUCUAACCGGAAAGCCGGAGACUAGACACGGUUUUGACAACCCCCGUCCAGGAGUGGGUGCUGCAGCCGGAGUGAGUGUAAUGCGCUUGGUAUCCCAGAUUUUGGAGUUAACCCUUCCUUAGCGAAAAUCAGAAUUUUGUUGGAAAAUCUCAGCUGGUCUGGAAGCUUCUAUGGAGUGAAAUCAAAGUUAACAUUUCGGGUCCGGUGACCCUUCCUCAGAACACUUAACCCUUCCUUCGCUCACUUGCUGGAAGAAGGUUUUGCAUUUUGUUUUUGGUCCUCUGGUUUUUUUGUAGCUUGCACAUUUUUAUGUGCAGAAGGCAACCGAGUCUGAGAUUGAUUUGAUAUCCACUUCUUGGGAGCAACUUCCGACAGUGAAAUUUGGGAAUUUAGUCCUUGCCGCAGACACAAAAAACGUCGCCCUGGCCUGACCCCACUCCCUCCUGGCAACCUCCAUCGGGCACAUCACUCGUUCCCUGGCUCUGUUUGAUUUAGUAGCGAUACGGUACAAACAACAUUUGUUCCGCUGUAUUGAGAAUCUGAUAUUCUGGGUGGAAAUGAGGUUUAGUAUGGAAAUAGUUCAAUGGUCUGUUCGUAUUUUGCUGCAAUGUGUACUUUGUAAGUGAUUUUUAAUUAUUUUGUUUUUCUCAAUAAAAGCUUUAUUGCAUCGUA
Molecule: messenger RNA, 4249 nt
Organism: Stegostoma tigrinum
Lineage: Eukaryota; Metazoa; Chordata; Chondrichthyes; Orectolobiformes; Stegostomatidae
Gene: gatm
Product: glycine amidinotransferase (L-arginine:glycine amidinotransferase)
Exons: 9
Coding region: 104-1372 (422 amino acids)
Cellular component (GO): mitochondrion
Molecular function (GO): amidinotransferase activity
Source: RefSeq, a predicted model, not a curated record